AUGCAGAGCGUGACUGUUCUCUUUGCCAUCUUUGUCCUGGUAAACCAGACCGCCGACAGCUUCCCCGAAUGCCAGGGCAAGAUCGUCUCGAAGGUGUUUGGCAGUGGCAACUGCGCCUCGCUAAGCGGCGAGCGCUCAACAGAAGCCGUAGCCAAAUGCAAGGACAGCUAUGACAUCGAUUCGGCUGGCUACCACUGGCAAUGCGAUGUUGACCUGACGGGUUCUGGAUCUAGAUGCACUCACUCACACUUGUGCCAGGUGGACACUGACCCUCUGAAAGCCUGGGACAAGCUUGCUCCUGUUAGCGUGGACGAGAAAGCCACGUUGACUCACAUCGAAAUCCCGGACACCUCCUUGUACUCGGUGGGUCAGCCCUCGGGCAUGGGCCGCCUCACUGAUACGAAGUUCGUGGCCUGUGGUGCCUUAGAUAGACAUGAGAAGUGGCAUUGCCAUGCAGUGGAGGAUGUGGUUGGCGGUCUCCUCGUCGGAGAUCGGAUUCAACUUACCCAGUAUGGUGUUGCAGAUCCUUUUAUGUCUGAGUUUGCCCAGAACAAGGCUGUCUUUUGCUACAGGUCUGGGAGCCAAACGAGAUGUCGGCUGAUCACCGCGGAGCAGCGCGUCCUGAAGGUCGGAGAGGACCUGGUUGCUCCGGCCUCUCUCUCGAGUCCGUUCGUUCCCACGUUGGUGAAGCUUGAGGAGGGCAAGCUGUUGCUUUGCAUGAACAAUCGGAUCGAGUGGGCCAAAAACCACGCCCUGAUGUGUGGGGUGUUGACCGAGAACAGUGGCUCGCUGGAGCUGGGCCCACUCACUGAGCUGGACUCUGGCAUGACCUAUGCCUAUACGAAUGCCAAGAUGAGCAUGGUCGCUCCCGGGAAGGUCUUGGAGUGCCACCGCAGAGGCAACGACAAGCAGACCAUGUGCAGCUUCCUCACGGUUACCGGCACCUCCAUCACCAAAGGAGAUGCUACUGCCAUCAAGCUCAAAACGGAUGAUACAGGCUACGUGACCGGCAUGACCUCAGGUGAGGCCAUGUGGUGCUCCCCGAGAAACUUGAAGUGUGUCCUGCUGGAUGUUUCUGGUUCAGCACCAAAGGAGCUGAGCGAGUUGGACGUGCCACGAACUGGAGCUCACAAUUGGCAUUGGGCCAGUCUUGCACGCUUGUGGAGUGAUCGGGUGCAGUACUGCUGGAGCAUCAGCCGAACCAUCGAGAUGGGAAACCCCUACUGCGUGACGAUCACCUGUAAGGACAAGAAGUGCACCCACGGGGAGAAGUCCCAUCCCAACGGCUCAGACAAGGAAGACUACCCCAGGUCCCACACAGUGGAAGCCAUCACUCUGUCGCCGGGGAAGGUGGCAGUCUGUGCGGAAGACAGAGACAACACCGGCUAUGCUGUCAACGGCGACUUUGACAGGGUCAACCCAACCUGCGGGGUCUACUCUCUCAAGCACUAG
Molecule: messenger RNA, 1452 nt
Organism: Symbiodinium natans
Lineage: Eukaryota; Dinophyceae; Suessiales; Symbiodiniaceae
Source: the annotation of a GenBank genome assembly